AUGCUCAAAAGACACAUCAAAAACUUUCAAAUUUGGCAUCAUAGGCAGGUCCUCUGCGAAUGGGCAAACGAUGGCUCGCGGGAGAAAGCGAUGACGGAACUGAUUUUCAAGCAGGAUCAGAAGAACUACCACGCCUGGCAGCACCGACAGUGGGUUGUCAAACGCUUUGGGCUUUUUGAAGGAGAGAUUGAUUUUGCCAGAGAGUUGCUGGUAAAAGACGUGUACAACAACUCGGCGUGGAAUCACUUGUACUUUUGUAUUCAAAACUCGACUGGCUGGAGCGAAGAAAUCAGAAAGAGCGAACUUUCCUUUGUCCAAGAAAAGCUAGAAGUCGCUAUUGACAAUGAAUGCGCGUGGAACUAUCUGCGAGCCGUUCAAAACCACAUUCUCACCGCUAAUCCACAGUUGGCGGACAAGUUUGUGAGCAAACUUGAAGUAAUUGAGGACAGGGGAAAUUCGCACAAGCAUUUGGCCGCGUACGUCGCCGAUUAUUUAGCAGAAAAGACGGAAAGGGAUAGUGAUAAAGAAUCGGGAACCAAGGCGGUUCAAAUUUAUACAGAAUUAUCCUCCAAUUUGGACCCUGUGAGGCGAAAUUACUGGAACUAUCUCUCCUCCUGCCUCUCCGCCAAAAUUUGA
Oikopleura dioica is the source of this 636-nucleotide messenger RNA. Lineage: Eukaryota; Metazoa; Chordata; Appendicularia; Copelata; Oikopleuridae. The record is from the annotation of a GenBank genome assembly.